This is a messenger RNA of Mycena citricolor, 577 nucleotides long. The record is from the annotation of a GenBank genome assembly. NCBI's taxonomy places the organism in Eukaryota, Fungi, Basidiomycota, Agaricomycetes, Agaricales, Mycenaceae.
GACAAGGCUAUCCUCUUCCUGACCGACGUGUUCGGCCUCCCACUGGUCAACAACAAGCUCUUGGCUGAUGACUUUGCGCGCAACGGCUUCAAGACGUACGUGCCGGAUCUGUUCGCCGGUGACUCCGUCAACCCCGAUGCAAUGACCACCGGCACAUUCAACCGCGAGGAGUGGUCCCCGAACCACACCCAGGAGAAAACGCGCCCCAUCAUCGACAAGCUGAUGACCGCGCUCGAGGCGCAGGGCGUGACCAGGUUCGCCGCGGUCGGGUACUGCUUCGGCGGGCGGUACGUGUUCGACCUUGCGUUCGACCACAAGAUCGCCGCGGCCGCUGUCGCGCACCCAUCACGGCUACAAACGCCUGCCGAUCUCGAGAAAUACGCCGCGACUGCGACGGCCCCGUUGCUGAUCAACAGCUGCACGGUCGACAAGCAGUUCCCCGUCGAGGCCGCAAUCCAGGCCGACGAGAUCCUGAAGGGCUUCGCGCCGGGCUACAAGCGCGAGCACUUCGAGGGCUGCACGCACGGUUUCGCUGUCCGCGGCGACAUGUCGAUCCCGGCAGUCAAGGCGGGCAAAG